UUUCUUUCCCCCCACAAUCAUAGAUUGAGAUGAAACCAAGAACUAUGAUUGGAUAAGGCAAUAUGCGAAGUGGCGAAAGAAAAGACAACCACGGAACCAAAUAUCUUCCUGCCUAAUUUAGUUGUCAAAAAUUUGCCACACUUUGUUGUUAAUCAAUUAGUUUUGUUGUAUUUCAAUGGCUUCCUGUCUCUCACUUCAUCAGCACUCUAUCUAUUGUCUCUCUCUUACUCCUACUACUCUUCGUUUCUCCAAAUGGCCAUAUCAUCAUCAUCAUAUUUCUACUGUUGUUCCAUCUUUUCGCAACAAUUUCCUCAAAUUGGGUUCUCCUACAACAGUCCCCAGUGCUCUUACAGAAUCUGAUUCCCCAAGAUCUCUCGAUCCAGACCCUCAAACUCUUCUGCAACAAGUCGCUGACAGUUUUGUUCUACCCGCUGAUUAUUUUUCGCAGCUUCCUCGUGAUCUUCGCUUAGAUCUGAACGAUGCAGCAUUUGAUCUUUCAAAUGGGCCAGUUAAAGAUGAGUGUGGCGAGGAGGUGGGAGAGAUAUUGUUAAAUAUAAGCCGGGCAUGGGAAAUGGCUGAUACAUCUACAUCCACAGCUUUAGUGGAUAAGCUGCCUUUUUUAGUUGGCUCAUUGACAGGCUCUCAAAAAUCAGCAUUUGGAAGACGCUUGUUAUCAGCUGGAAGAAGGUUCCAUUCCAUGGGACAAUAUGGUGAAGGUGAAAUACAGAAGAUUGCUAAAGCUAUGAUAAAUACUGGAAAGUUGUUGUCUGCAAGUCCAGUAUCUGGGGUUGAUGGUGAAGAACUUAAGCAGCAAACCAGGACAUUCAAGUUUGGGGAUCUUCAGGUUGAAUUGACCUCUGGAAAAGCCUACACUGGAGCUGCCAUUGCCUUUAUCUUUAGUUUUCUUUCUUGGGAAUUAAGUCAAGGCGUAGAGAGCAUACCAGAGAGCUCUUUACAGUAUGCAAAUGACAACGCUUUAUCUCUUGCCAAGUCCCUACGAGGAUCUCUGCUUGUGAUGUCCUAUUCAUCGACCAUUUUGUCUGCUUUUGCAAUGGUGGGACUUAUUUUACUUGGGGGACAACUUAAGUCGGAAGAUAAGUGAGAAGCUGGGCUCUUUCGACUUUCAAGGGAGGGAGGAGGGGCACUUGGUUAUCAUAUGGGGCUAAUCACUAGAAGGCCUUUGGUGGCUAGCUGAUGACUCUGCUGAAGUAAUUGAAAUAAUUUUACUUCUGAUAGAACCUUUCUGCUGUUAGGCAACUAUAAAAUACAUUACAACAACAACAACAACAACAAACCCAGUGUAUUCCCACUUAGUGGGGUCUGGG
Capsicum annuum is the source of this 1325-nucleotide messenger RNA. RefSeq lists its product as uncharacterized. The transcript is spliced from 10 exons. NCBI's taxonomy places the organism in Eukaryota, Viridiplantae, Streptophyta, Magnoliopsida, Solanales, Solanaceae. The record is from RefSeq and is a predicted model, not a curated record. The coding region runs from base 176 to 1102 and encodes 308 amino acids.